Messenger RNA from Nematolebias whitei (Rio pearlfish), 1921 nucleotides. RefSeq names its product solute carrier family 30 member 2 (gene slc30a2). Gene Ontology annotation, molecular function: zinc ion transmembrane transporter activity. The transcript is spliced from 8 exons. Gene Ontology annotation, cellular component: plasma membrane. The coding region runs from base 214 to 1416 and encodes 400 amino acids. Lineage: Eukaryota; Metazoa; Chordata; Actinopteri; Cyprinodontiformes; Rivulidae. The record is from RefSeq and is a predicted model, not a curated record. Gene Ontology annotation, biological process: zinc ion transmembrane transport; response to zinc ion.
CAGAGACAGCAGCAGCUGCAGGGUUCGGACCAGAACCGAACUUCUCAGCCUCAGAUGGUUUCCUCCUGCUGCCUGUCUGCGCCGCAAUGAGCGGAUCUCCUGCUCAGUCCUGAAGUCUGCAGACAAACUGGAGCUGCUGCGGCUUUUCUGUCUGACUUCAGUCUAAAAGGAGGGUUUAUUUUUAUUUUUAUUGUUUCUGCCUGGACUCAGAAAAUGGAUACUAAAGCUGCAAACUCGGAGAAGUCUCACCUGAUAGACGAGAAGAGCGCCAGGAUGUAUUCUCUGAAGAUGCAAAGCUCCUUCACAGACACCAAAGAGCCGUACCCAGACUUCCCCUUACAGAACGGGGGCAUGUCCGGAGCCAUCGAGCUGAAGCACCGAGUCGGAGCGCACUGCCACGGGCCCAAAGCUUUGGUACCGGAGGAGAGCGUCGACAAGCUGCUGGCAAAGAAGAAACUUUUCAUCGCUUCGGGAGUCUGUCUCGUCUUCAUGAUCGGAGAGGUCAUAGGGGGGUACCUGGCCCACAGCCUGGCCAUCAUGACGGACGCAGCCCACCUCCUGACAGACUUUGGGAGUAUGAUGGUGAGCCUGUUCUCUCUGUGGAUCUCAUCCAGACCACCAACCAAAACCAUGAACUUUGGGUGGCACAGAUCAGAGAUCCUUGGAGCGUUCAUAUCCGUCAUGUCCAUCUGGAUAGUUACCGGAGCUCUGGUCUAUUUGGCCAUCGAGAGGAUCGUACGCAACGACUAUGAGAUCGAAGGUCACGUGAUGUUAUUGACCUCUGGGUUUGCUGUCGUCGUAAAUAUAAUCAUGGCCUACAUCCUCCAUCACUCCACCACCCUCCACCCUCACGGCAGCGGUUAUCACCAGAUCGAUGAGGACGGUCAGAGCCCCGUCAGCCACGGCCACUCCCACGCGCUCCUCGGUGGCCACGGCAACACAAGCGUCCGCGCCGCCUUCAUCCAUGUGGUCGGCGACCUGCUGCAGAGUAUCGGCGUGGUGGUGGCGGCGACCGUCAUCUACUUUCGGCCUGAAUAUAAAGUUGCAGAUCCCAUCUGUACGUUCCUGUUUUCUGUCUUUGUCCUUUGCACCACCUUCACCAUCCUCAGAGACGUCUUCAGGAUACUCAUGGAAGGAUCUCCUAAAGAAAUCGAGUUCAACUCGGUGAAGGAGGUGCUGCUGUCUGUGAAAGCUGUGAAGUCCAUGCACUCUCUGCACCUCUGGGCUCUGACUCUGGGACAGUCACUGGUGUCUGUCCAUCUGGCAAUAGAGGAGGGUGCAGACCCUCAGUCGGUGCUGCAGGAGGCCACCGACCUUCUCCACACCAAGUUUGGGUUCCGCAGCACCACCAUCCAGGUCGAGCUUUACUCUGAAGACAUGAGCCACUGCUCCCACUGCCAGGACCCCAGAGACUGAAGCCAGACUGGACUGAACUGGACCCCAGAUGGCUCAGACACGCUCUCACAACGUUCUGUUCGGGUGGGCUGGACCGCUGACAACUGUGCUACGCUCAAAGUGCUGCUUCCUGGUGGUAAAUGCACAUGCUCUAAAAUCAUAAAACGAGACAACAAAUCAUCCAUGUGUUUGGAGGAAAAGGCUGAUGCUGGGAUGCUUUUCAUAGCCUCUCUUUUAUGACAGGGUGGUCUAAAAAUGAGGAACUUUUGACCCGAGUCUGGUGCAAUUUCACAAAAAAUUAAAAAAAAGUAAAACAGGGAAAGAUUACCGGUAUUUUUAUUUGUCCACCCAACUCUAUCACAAAUUUUAUCAACAGUUAAAUCAAGAGUAAUUCUAUAAUCAAUUAAUUAAAGGAAAGCAGAAACGAGAGGCAAAGCUUUGGUAUGUAAGAGCACGACAUGACGUAAGAUUUACUGAGAACACAUGGAUGAGUUUGAGGUCUUUGAUUUUGUACCAAAUUCAGCGU